AUGUCAGAAGGAGAAAGCAAAGACAGCUCGGGCAGUGAGUGCCCCGUAUGCUAUGAGAAGUUCCGUGACCUUGAAGGUGCCAGCCGGACACUGAGCUGUGGCCAUGUCUUCUGUCACGACUGCCUGGUCAAAUACCUCCUCUCCACCCGUGUGGAUGGGCAAGUCCAGAGGACAAUCGUCUGUCCCAUCUGCCGCUAUGUCACUUUCCUCAGCAAGAAGAGCUCCCGUUGGCCCUCUAUGCUGGACAAGAGCUCCCAGACCCUGGCAGUGCCCGUGGGCCUGCCCUCUGCACCACCCCAAGAUUCUGGGGGUCAUACCAAUCCCGUGGCUCUCUCCCAGUCUGCCUGGAGACCAUCCUCAGGCCAGAGUACUCAACUGCCCUUGGAUGUGCUGCCUAAUAUGGCCCGGGAGCCCCAGAUCUUCAUCAUCAGCCGCCAUGGGAUGCCCCUAGGGGAGCAGGACAGUGUCCUGCCCAGGCGUAGUCUUGCAGAGCUCUCGGACUCGUCCCCAGCUCCCAGCUCCACCAGAUCCUUCUGCUGCCGUUCCAGGGCCUUACUGCUAAUCACCCUCAUUGCUGUGGUGGCUGUGGUGGCUGCCAUCUUGCCCUGGGUGCUGUUGGUGAGGAAGCAGUCAUGA
Suncus etruscus (white-toothed pygmy shrew) is the source of this 636-nucleotide messenger RNA. RefSeq names its product ring finger protein 222 (gene RNF222). Bases 1 to 636 code for a protein of 211 amino acids. NCBI's taxonomy places the organism in Eukaryota, Metazoa, Chordata, Mammalia, Eulipotyphla, Soricidae. The record is from RefSeq and is a predicted model, not a curated record. The transcript has a single exon.